AUGCUUUCCUCCAAUGCUUCUGGGAUGUUUUCCUUUUGUCAAACAGGACCAGCGGACCUGGCGGGUUCGUCCUGGGAUGCGACAGUUGAAGGAACACAGAACUUCCCUGAGCUUGCAGAUGCAGCAGACUACUACACUGGAGAAACCGAGGACUUUGUUCUUCCCUUUGGCCAAAACACCCCGAAGCCGGACCACCUGGAUGCCGCAGAUGAGUUCCAGGCCAGAUGGGCACCUGCCGUCGCGGCCGAGAGCAAGGCUCUGAAGGCCGAGCCCAUGCGGAGAGGGACUUCGCGCAGCUCUGCCGGCAGCCACAAGAACAGGAGCAGCAAAAUGUCUGCCCAAGGAGUCAAGAAGAACCGGUCACGGGUCCAGACCAUCCUCUCGCAGGCGUCUUCGCAGAUGCCCAAGCUUGAGAUGCCAGGUAACACCUCGGCCUAUGCCCAAGGCCGCAUCAUGGACGUCCAGCAGUAUCUUGCUCAGGACCUAGACACUCUUGCUGUUUCACCCCAGGUGAAUGGCGCUCCCUUUUACCAUGGUCUUGUGGGUUUCACCGAUGGGCUUCCCUACUCAGGAGAUCUUGGCGCUGCCAUGUCCCAACACGUGAACCCGCAGAUUUUCGAUGCUGGCCUCAUGGCCGCUUCGCCGCACUCUUGGGGCUCGCUGAGCCCUGUUGAUUCGCGGUUGUCUUCGCCCGGUCUGCAGGACGGAUCAGACGAUGUCUGGUCUGCUGCCCCUUCUGCUUCUUCGCCUGGUGACAGCCAGAGCUCAGACUCACCGGUUUUGCCCGGCCAGUCUCCCAGGAUGACCCGCAAGCUGAAUGAUUCGCAAUAUGUUACCUCUGAUGAUCUUCACGGAAACAUGAUCCCCGCCAUUGGAGAGGAUGGCUUUGCCCUGCCCCAAUCUGCUUUUGCCUCGCGCCGCAUGAGCGGCGAGGGUGAGUCCGCUCGGGACCACUACCUCUACAAGAACGCCUUCCCGCACGCGGACGGUCUCUUCCACUGCCCCUGGGAGGGACAGGCGAGCUGCAACCACAAGCCUGAGAAACUCAAGUGCAACUACGACAAAUUCGUGGACUCCCACCUCAAGCCUUACCGCUGCAAGGUUGAGGGCUGCCAGAACGCCCGCUUCUCUUCCACUGCCUGCCUCCUUCGCCAUGAGCGCGAGGCGCAUGCCAUGCAUGGCCAUGGUGAGAAGCCAUACCUGUGCACCCACGAUGGUUGCGAGCGCUCCAUCGCCGGCCACGGCUUCCCCCGCCAAUGGAACCUGAGGGACCACAUGAGGCGUGUGCACAACGACAGCGGCGCUGCCGCCCAGCCCGCUUCCCCUCCUGCCUCUGGACCUUCGGCUUCGAGGGGCCGCAAGAGGAAGAGCGACGCUCCCGAGAAGCAGUCUAGCCAAGAGAAGGUUAGUUCUCGGAAGUCGUCCAAGGCCUCUGUCGAAACUGCCCCGGCCCCCAAGCACGCCGAGGUCGUCUCUCACCCGGAGAUCGACCAGUGGUUUGAGCACCAGAAGGCCCUGCAGAACGUCAUUCAAGGCUUUGUCCAGCCUGACGACCCGUCGACCCUCAAGUACAUCAAGGACGCCCAGGAGCACCUCAACGCCAUGGGGAAGCUCUCCAACGGUCUCAUCCAGGAAUCCCGCCGCUCGUGGAGGGGUUGA
This is a messenger RNA of Dichotomopilus funicola, 1659 nucleotides long. RefSeq lists its product as uncharacterized. Bases 1 to 1659 code for a protein of 552 amino acids. The record is from RefSeq and is a predicted model, not a curated record. NCBI's taxonomy places the organism in Eukaryota, Fungi, Ascomycota, Sordariomycetes, Sordariales, Chaetomiaceae. The transcript has 3 exons.